UGAGAAGAUGGAUCCUACAUAACUGUUUGACGAGGAACCUACCAAUUUGAUGUCCCCUGGUACUGUCUCAAAUUAAGCACACUCUCAUCACCUAGAAUAUGUUCCUGCUAUUCUCCAACAGACCCAACUGCACGCAAACUUGUUUACACUCUCCAUGAUCAAGAAUAUAUUCGAAGAACUUCUUCUUCAAGCCAUACCAUCUUUUUCUGAUUUAUAUAAGUCUCUAAACCUACCUGUUUAGAACUGUAACCUUGGCCUAAACCUCCAAACCUCUGAAUUUCUGUGUACAUAUCUUCCAAUCCAUGGUCGUUUAGCUACAAUUAGUGCAUUAAUCUGUUAAAAAAAAGGAGGUAGAGAUGAAGUAUGGGGAGAUCACUCACUCCAGCCACCCACAGCACAAGCUGCGGUUUGAGUAUGCAGAGGUGCCGUUCAAGUGCGACGGCUGCAAGGAAGUGGGCAUCGGAUCCCGCUUCAAGUGCGGCAUCUGCGACUACGACCUCCACCGGCAGUGUGCGCUGCCGUCGGUGGCGCCGCUCCGCCACCAAUUCUACCCGAAGUGCGCCUUCCAGUUUCUGGCGCAGCCACCAGGCGACGGCCCGCGCUACUGCAACGCCUGCGAGCGCGACGUAGCUGGAUUCGUCCUCCACUGCUACUCCUGCGGCUUCGACCUCCACCCCUGCUGCGCCGCCUUGCCCCCUGUCAUCGAGGCCGCUGCCUCGGGCGGAAGCGGCAGCAGCAGAGGGGUGCGGCUCUACCUCUACAAGAAGGUGAGCGCGGAAUGCCACCGCUGCGGGCGGAAAGGGCGGAGCUGGAGCUACCGGAGUUCGUGCAAGAAGUACAACCUGCACGUGGCGUGCGUGAUGGAGAUGCUGGUAGAGAGCUGGCACGAGAUCUACUACGGCGGGGGCGCGAAGCGAGGAUUGAUGGGCGUGGGCGGCGGAGGGUACGGCAGGAUCCCAAGCAUCAAGGGAUGGGAGAAGAGCCACCAUCGAGGGAAGGGGAAGAUGAAGCGGUGCUGCGAGGUGGCGGCGCUGGCGGUGCAGUUCAUCAUAUCGGCGGUGCUGGGGGAUCCAACGGCGAUGAUCGCCGGCAUCGUGGGAUCCUUCCUCUCCAAAUGAUGGCCUCGCCUUUGCUUAAAGAGCAGCGUUAAUAAGUUUAACAGAGAUAUCUGUGCAACUUUUCUUAAUUAAUCUCUAACUAGCAAAAUUAAGCUUGGCUAAAGCUUGAUUUAUUACCGAUGCAUGAUUAAGAUGGUAAAUGAACCAAAUCUUGAUUAGCAAAUUUAAUAUUUCUUAUUUAAUA
Molecule: messenger RNA, 1302 nt
Organism: Zingiber officinale
Lineage: Eukaryota; Viridiplantae; Streptophyta; Magnoliopsida; Zingiberales; Zingiberaceae
Exons: 1
Coding region: 357-1118 (253 amino acids)
Source: RefSeq, a predicted model, not a curated record